This is a messenger RNA of Musa acuminata AAA Group (dessert banana), 2811 nucleotides long. Its product is annotated as probable protein phosphatase 2C 6. Gene Ontology annotation, biological process: rRNA processing; peptidyl-threonine dephosphorylation; negative regulation of transcription by RNA polymerase II. The coding region runs from base 1347 to 2309 and encodes 320 amino acids. Gene Ontology annotation, molecular function: DNA binding; protein serine/threonine phosphatase activity; zinc ion binding. The record is from RefSeq and is a predicted model, not a curated record. Gene Ontology annotation, cellular component: nucleolus; nucleus. NCBI's taxonomy places the organism in Eukaryota, Viridiplantae, Streptophyta, Magnoliopsida, Zingiberales, Musaceae. The transcript has 8 exons.
AUGAGAACUUGAAUUUAGUUGGUUAUAUUACUUGGCCCAUCUCUUUCUUUAUUUUUGGGCUCUAAAAAGGAUGUAUCCUUAUACAUACUAUAGAACAUUGCCAGUGUUCAUAUAUCUAAUGCAGGUGGCCAGAACCUUGUAAAUGCAUGUUCUUGAGAUAGGCUCAUAAACUAAUUGUAAACUAAGUUUUCGUCGAGUCCAAAGGUGGGGGGAGAUCCUACGGUGCCCUACAUUAGUUCUGCAUGCUCAUAUUGUUUUGGGAAGAGGCACUCAAAGCUCCAAGUCUGAGUUCAAGAGUCUCCGCUAGGUAAAUCUUCUGAUCUUGUUGACCAUCAACAACAAAGUAGCAGGCUUCAGUUUAGUCUGCUGGUUCCCGACCUCCAAGUGGAAGAACUCAAAGUCGAUUCAUUCGCAGCGAGGAUUUCCCGACUCAAAAGAGGUAGAAUAGAACUGUCUGCUCGAGAUUCCACUUUCCAAGAACUCAUACAUAUACCCAGGUGGAUGCUCCUAUUUUAUCUUCUCCUGCCUAUCUAAGAAUCAUGCUAUUUAACGUGGGUAGAGGCGAUGUCAAGUUGAUGCUGUAAUCCAAACUUAAGCUGUAUUAGCCUUCAAAACAUUCAGUUCAUUGACCUUAACCCGUUCUUCACCUAUAAACCAUGCCUGAUGGAUCUUAGUGGUAAGGCAUGGCAUACUAGAGCUGAUCUAGAUUUACAAAAGGUAUCUUAAUUGGAGUUAUUAAGAUCAAAGAAAGAGAAGAGGAGUUUUAGAAACUUGCAGAGUAUGUAGGCUUAAUAUGAUGUCAUGACACUAAACCCUAACCCAUAUUUCUUUAUGAUACUAAUUUGGUAAAAAUUGCUUUUUUUUGGGGGGGUUAAACACAGAAAUAUCAAAUUUAUCCCUUCAAACCAAGUUUGAGAAAAAAAAUAUUUAUGAAAAUGGUUUCAUAUAAUAUUUUUUUAAAAUAAUGUUAAAUAUAUUAUCAUAAUUUGUUCAUAUUGGGGUCCAGAAAAAUUAGCAUCGUUGAAUUUAGUGGUCGAAUGUCAAAGAUGGUGAUAUAAUUCUUAAAUUUGAAUCGUGGUAGAGAUCGGGUAAAAUUUGGAGGGAUAAAUUCGGUAUCCAAAUAUUUUGCAAGAAUAUGUAUACAUAAUUUCCUGAAAAUAAAAAAGGGCCUUUAUUUUAAGCGUGGCUAUAAAUUCGAGCGUAAUAUUUGAUGAGUUAAACCGGGUCGCGGUUUGGAUGGUUUCCCCCUUCCCGAGCGAACCGGUGAACCCUAGCGGACUCGAAGAGGAGGGAGAGCACGAAGGCCCGCCGCUUGGAAGCACGGAGCAGAGCGAGCGGGGGAAGGGAUGGUUUGGUUUCAGUGUGAAGACUGUGGCGAGAACCUGAAGAAGCCCAAGCUCCCGAAUCACUUCCGCAUCUGCUCCGCCUACAAGCUUUCGUGCAUCGACUGCGGGAAGACGUUCGACCAAGAGAAAGUGCAGAGGCACACGCAGUGCAUAUCUGAAGCGGAGAAAUACGGUCCAAAAGACCAGGGGAAAGCUUCCCAAAAGGCACAAGAGAAGCCCGACAAACCUAAGCCAAAUGCAGAUGUUGAUGUUAAUGUUGGUUUAUCUUCACGUCCCCCUUGGUUCUGUAGUCUUUGCAACACUAAUACUACCAGCAAGCAGACUUUGCUACUCCAUGCCGAUGGCAAGAAGCACAGAGCAAAAGCACGAGCCUUCCAUGCGGCCCAGAAACAAUCUACUCAAACAGUGGAACCAACUUCAAAUACGGAGAUUGCUGAUGGCAAACCAUCGGCUAAAUCCAUUGAAUCAAAUGGUUUUCUGAAAGCAGAUGAACCUAGGGAUGAAGAAACUGCCAAGGUGGUUGCAGAAGUUGAAAAUGAAAGUUCGGUGAAGAGAAAGAGAAAAUUUGAUGUAAUUGAGGAUUUUGCCAAAGAUAAUGAGAAAAAUGUGCAUGACUUGAGCAAUGGGGAAGUGAUACAAGCAAGAGAAACAGGAGCAGAGGGUCAACCAAACAAAAAAAAGCAUGUGGAAGAUCAUCAUGAUAAGCAGUGCCACAGUAAAGAAUUUCCCCAGCACAAAAUCAAGUGGAAGAAGCUCGUCACUUCUACCCUCAAGAUGAAUCCAGAUCUUACAAUGAAGGUCAAAAAAUUACAAAAGAUUGUCAUUAAGAUGGUCAAGGAGUCUGGUGUGACUCAAGAUGAGGGACAACUUAGGGGGAUGCUGAUGAACAAGAUCAAUUCAAGCUCCCGGUUUGUGGUUGAUAACAAGAAAAUCCAGUUGGUCAUCAAAGCCAAAGAUUGCUAAUGUCGUCAGCCACAAAGAAAGCCUGUCGGAAUUUUGCACUCUAUCAUAUGUGUUGAGUUUGGUUCUGCAGCUUCUAGUUUUUGUUGGGCACUCAAACUUAGGCUUGCCUUUGCAACUAUUUUUUGUCAUGAUUCUUCCUGAUUUAAGUGAGAAAAACACAAUUUAGAAAUAGGGUAAAGGGUAAAGCUUCUCUAUAUAAUCAGGCAUCAGCCAUUUGGUUUCUCUGAUGUUAUUUAUCAAGUUGUUUACAUGGAAUGUGUACUAUGAAACAUGGCUGGAGGUUACAGGGAAAUUGAUUACUGGAUGCUUAGUUCACAAAUGAGCUUAAGUUGGCUCAAAGUGAUACUCUCAAGGCUGUACGUCAGUAAAUUAUCAGUCUGAUGAUAUGGGUUAAUGCUGGUUUGUAUUUUAUUAUUUAUAUUUUCUUAAUCUAAGUGCUGAAGAUGAUAUUUGAUCAUAAGAUUUUUAUCAAUUAAGUUAAUUGUAUUAGGUAUUGAUUCAA